Molecule: messenger RNA, 1840 nt
Organism: Exophiala viscosa
Lineage: Eukaryota; Fungi; Ascomycota; Eurotiomycetes; Chaetothyriales; Herpotrichiellaceae
Product: FAD binding domain-containing protein
Exons: 5
Coding region: 78-1832 (584 amino acids)
Molecular function (GO): FAD binding; oxidoreductase activity
Source: RefSeq, a predicted model, not a curated record
CUCCAGUGCUGGUCGUGGGUGCCGGACCGGUCGGACUGAUUACAGCGUUGAAGCUGGCACACCAUGGAAUCCCGUGCAUGCUCACCGAACGAAAUCUUGAGACGACAAGAUGGCCAAAAAUGGACGUUACCAAUGCACGGUCUAUGGAGCUCCUGAGGACAAUGGGCCUGGCGGACGAGUUGAAAGAAAAUGGUGUUCCGGGAAAUUUCUCUUUCGAUGUUAUCUUCAGUACAGGCUUGGGUGAAGGGGGGGAAAAGCUUGCGACAUGGGAUCUUCCGUCGCCAGAUUGGUGGCGGGAGCGCAUCAGCCGACUAAAUGAUGGUUCAAUGCCUCGGGAGCCUUAUCUACGGUGCUCACAAGUCAUUUUCGAAGCGUGGCUGAAACCUAUCUGCGAGAAAAACCCGCUGAUUACAACUUUUUUUGGCCGCAAAUUCGAAGAGCUUACAGAAGAAAAAGACGGCGUGACGAGCGUGCUUACAGAAAUCAAGACCAAUGAGAAAAUUCGUGUCAGAAGUCAGUAUGUGAUAGCUUGCGACGGUGCAGGAAGCCGCGUCAGAAGAUCAGCCGGCCUGAAAAUCACGGGUGGUCCGGUACCGAUCGCCAUGUACUUGGUUCACUUUAGAUCCCGAGAUCUAAGCCGACUUCAGUCUCAGGGCCAAUUUUGGCAUAUCUUUAUGACCGGCGGCGGAGCCAUAAUUUCUCAGGACGAGGAUGAAAUCUGGACGGUCCAUCUUCCGAUAUCACUCGAGCAGGAUACAGACAAGAUAGACCCAUACGAGCUCGUCUAUCAGUUUCUGGGCUCCCACACCGGUCCUUACCCCAUAAACAUUGAUGAAAUCCUGGUCAAGAGUGUCUGGAGGCCGAAUUUGGUGGUGGCAGACGAGUAUCGUUCUGUAAAAGGACGUGUUUUCCUUGCGGGUGACUCAGCUCAUCAGAACAUUCCUACGGGAGGAUAUGGAAUGAACAUGGGCCUCGGUGAUGCUUACGAUAUCGGAUGGAAAUUGGCUGCCGUGAUCAAAGGCUAUGGAGGACCGCAUCUCCUGGAAUCGUACGGCAACGAAAGGCGGCCCGUGGCAUUGCGUAAUGUCGAGCGAUCAGGUCAACAUCAGUCCGUCCACUGGGAAUACUGUACUUGGACAAAGAAUGCUGGUGAAGAGGUUAUACUCUCUCAAAACGAAGCAGGGAAGCAACUGAAACAACGCAUCAGAGACUACGUCUACGAACAUGAUGGCGAGAAUAAGGAUCAUGGAAUCGAAAUGGGCUACCGGCACAGAACCUCUCCCGUGAUUUUCAGAAAUGACGGUGAAUCGGAGCCCGAAUGGACCGUGCGCAGCUACAUUCCUUCAACGUGGCCAGGAAGCCGCGCUCCCCAUGUCUUCCUUAAUGACGGCAGCACAAGUAUUUUCGAUCUCUUUGGAGAUGAUUAUACCAUUGUGGACUUCACUCCCUCUGGAGAAGCAUCGAAAAACUUUGGCAAAGCUGCAGAAAAGCUCAACAUCCCACUUAAACAACUGCAUCUCCCUCGCGAAGAUCAUUCUGCGGCCAUUUGGGAACGAAAGGUCGUCCUAGUACGACCCGAUCAGUUUGUGGCCUGGAGAAGCCGCGAGGACCUAUCGAGCCCUUUGGACGACUACCAAAUUGAUAAUAUACUUCAGAUAGCGGUGGGAAAGCGACCGGCACCGCAUUCGGCUGCUCUGAAUGGUGCUAUCGAGACAUCCGCUCAGUCAGCUCAUGGAGGCGCAGGUCUAAACCCAUUCAGUGCUACCGUUGGCAACGUCGAGCAAGAUGCAGGCAAAAUCGAAAAGAUGGCAGCUUUCCAGAGCGAGGUGUGAGAUGGAAC